AUCUGAAUGGCAGGUUUGUCCACUUCCCGAGCCGUUCCCCGCGUUUGUCAGGGACAAAUGAAACACCCCAUUCAGCCAGGCGAUGGCUGUAGAUCGCGAUUGUAUCAUUGGUCACCUGUCGCAAUCUGCCGGCAACUUGAUAAGCGCCAAGCGUGAAGACGGGGCAAGAUGCCAGAUGCAUUACUGUGUUCCCAUUUACUGUACCGCCCAGCUACGCAGGCUUCGGAUGGCACACGCUGGGUCAGCCGGCUGCUUACUGCUCGUGGUUGUGGAACUCGCUUUUGUGGGAUUACAGACUGGACCACUCGGUCACAGGAUGUUGUCGUGUCGAUGAACGAUUGCUUUCGCCAAGUAUGACAACGGGAGGACAUGGACAUGCAUGGGAGAGGUCGCUCAAUACCAGAUUGCUGCCUUGCCUGGGAGCCGUUUGCCGUUUAUCCAUAAAGGGUUAUGCUCGCUGUCGGUGAGGCCCCAUCUUGCUUAGAGGC
This is a messenger RNA of Canariomyces notabilis, 488 nucleotides long. RefSeq lists its product as uncharacterized. Lineage: Eukaryota; Fungi; Ascomycota; Sordariomycetes; Sordariales; Chaetomiaceae. Bases 83 to 334 code for a protein of 83 amino acids. The transcript has 2 exons. The record is from RefSeq and is a predicted model, not a curated record.